Messenger RNA from Eublepharis macularius, 593 nucleotides. RefSeq names its product cytochrome c oxidase subunit 7A2, mitochondrial. The transcript is spliced from 4 exons. The record is from RefSeq and is a predicted model, not a curated record. Gene Ontology annotation, biological process: regulation of oxidative phosphorylation; mitochondrial respirasome assembly; mitochondrial electron transport, cytochrome c to oxygen. The coding region runs from base 113 to 358 and encodes 81 amino acids. NCBI's taxonomy places the organism in Eukaryota, Metazoa, Chordata, Lepidosauria, Squamata, Eublepharidae.
CCCCCUGCAGCUGUGCCCUUGUAAGGUUCUGCCGGAGGUCGCUGGGAACAGAGGGAACAGAGUGAAGGAGAAAAACAAGAGGAGGAAGAGGGCAAACGCCAGGCUGAAGAGAAUGAAAGCCCUUCUGGCUUCCCGCUUGGGGUCACUCCGGUUUUUCUCCACUUCUGGCCAGCAACUGAAAAACAAAGUCCCAGAAUACCAGAAGAUAUUUCAGGAGGACAAUAACCUGCCUGUGCACCUGAAAGGAGGCACCACGGAUGCCCUGCUGUACCGUUUCACCAUGGCCUUCAGCGUCUUUGGUGUUGGCCUCUCCCUCUUCCAGCUGUUCCAAGCCGCUCAACCCAAGAAGAACAAGUGAGAAUGAAGUGUAUAUGUGGGAGGGGGUGACCUGGAAGAGCAUCCCCUCCCCACGCCCACACACGGGAUUCACAUUUCCUUUUUAGAGGACAUGGUAAAGAACAAACAAGUUUUGGAGCGGGGGGGGGGGGGAAACGUGAUCACAUCUGUAGAUUUCUGGGGAACCUCUUUCCAAAACAGCGCAAGUGUAAAAUCUGUUUAUGAAAAAUAACAGUAAUUAAAGAGACACACCCAUA